AACACUCUAGAGACUACUAUGACAUAUGUCAUCAAAAUGUAAACAAAUCUGUUAAUUUACUUACUAAUAAGAAACCACAAACUAAACCUAAAGUUUUAUUAUCACAAUUUCCAGUUUUAACUUAACGUAUGCUUAUGUACUAAUGUUUAAAUAACAAAUUACGCGAUGGCCCUCAUUUUUAUAGAAGACCACCCCUGGAUCUUAGAGCAUGAAUCAUGCGAAAAACUACAGAGGGAGAUCAUGGGCCAGCUCGCCGAACGGCAAAAACACCCCAGAACGAGCACCAAACAUGCCCAAAUAUCUGCUGAUAUUCGGCUAAGGCUGAAACAAUACAACACACAAUUGGUACAGUUAAGACAGAUGUUGGAUCAGUCUUCAGGGACCAGUACAAUUACUUUUGCAGAAUCUGAAAGAAGAACAAGGCAAGUGGAAGUUUUAAUGACGAAAGCAACCCAGAUGCAGAAAUUGUUUGACGAUCAGUUGUCUAGUAAGAGAAUGGAAGAAAGGGGAAGUCUUUUGGGUCAAAAUACCGAUUGGGAGGGUGCUGGGGGGUCUUCUAAUAUGAACAUUGGAGAUAUGAGGAGUAAACAGAAGCAAAUGUUGGGAGAGCAAGAAAAAGGGUUGGAGAACCUUUCAAAGAUCAUUUCCAGGCAAAAGGAUAUUGCGAACACUAUCACUAAUGAGGUGGAUUAUCAUAAUGAAAUUCUUGAUGAUAUUGGUACCCAAGUGGAUCAGACGGACCAAAGAGUAAGAAAUGAAACUGGUAGAGUGGCAACAGUGGACAGAAAGGACAACACUUGCGCCUACUGGAUUGUGAUAAUAAUUUUAUUUAUUAGUAUAAUAAUUGUUGCAGUAAUUUGAUCAAUUAAGGUAUAAAGUAUGAGAAAUAACCAUUAUAUUUAUAUACUACUUUACAAUAUUUUAUUAUGUAUUUAUAUUUUUUGAAAGGAAAAACAGUGUAUGAACAAUAAAAGGAAACUUUAUUAAA
Anthonomus grandis grandis is the source of this 988-nucleotide messenger RNA. RefSeq names its product syntaxin-8. Gene Ontology annotation, cellular component: endomembrane system; SNARE complex. The transcript has 5 exons. Gene Ontology annotation, biological process: intracellular protein transport; vesicle fusion. Bases 166 to 861 code for a protein of 231 amino acids. The record is from RefSeq and is a predicted model, not a curated record. Lineage: Eukaryota; Metazoa; Arthropoda; Insecta; Coleoptera; Curculionidae. Gene Ontology annotation, molecular function: SNARE binding; SNAP receptor activity.